Molecule: messenger RNA, 1029 nt
Organism: Megalops cyprinoides (Indo-Pacific tarpon)
Lineage: Eukaryota; Metazoa; Chordata; Actinopteri; Elopiformes; Megalopidae
Product: olfactory receptor 52E4-like
Exons: 3
Coding region: 31-1029 (332 amino acids)
Biological process (GO): G protein-coupled receptor signaling pathway
Cellular component (GO): membrane
Molecular function (GO): olfactory receptor activity; G protein-coupled receptor activity
Source: RefSeq, a predicted model, not a curated record
AUCAAGGAAAAGGAAGAGAAGAAGUCUGCCAUGGACUCCCUAAAUUCAACUCUCUCUGUUCCUUCUAUUGUGCGUCCUCCAUUCUUUUUCAUCAAUGGCUUCUACAAUAUACCUCAUGUCAAAUACUACUAUAUUUUCUUGUGCUUUGUGUUUGUGGUCACUGUGUUAGGGAACUCCUUUGUCAUGUUUAUUAUAUGCACAGAGCGCAGUUUUCACACCCCAAAGUAUAUCACCAUGCUUAAUUUAGCUAUUGCUGACUUGUGUGAAAGCACUGCUCUCAUUCCUAACUUAAUUAAAACAUUUCUUUUUGACUCCCAGUACAUCUCCUUUGAUGCUUGCAUGGCCAAUAUGUUUUUUGUGUUUUUGUUUAGCAGUAUGCAGUCUGCCACUCUUACUGUUAUGGCCUAUGACAGAUUUGUAGCCAUAUGCUUACCACUUAGAUACAACACCAUUAACACUAACACAACGAUGGCCGUGAUAUUAAUAACUGUAUGGACAUAUACUUCAGUAUUUAUGAUUUUGACAAUAGCUUUAAUAACCAGAUUGUCCUUCUGUAGAUCCAUUGUGGUAGAUAGCUAUUUUUGUGAUCAUGGGCCCAUAUUUAGACUGGCUUGCAAUAGCUAUUAUCCAAAUUAUGUUAUGGUUUAUAUUAAUAUAGUGUCCUUUCUUUAUAUACCAUUAAUUAUCAUUGUGUUAUCUUACAUGUUUAUCACACGUGCGCUGUUUAAAAUUGCAUCAUGGGAAGGACGAUUAAAAGCUUUGAAGACCUGUUCCUCCCACCUAAUGCUGGUGGCUAUAUUUUAUUUCCCAAUAAUAGGCACCUACAUUGCUGCACUCUAUUUUAGCCUUCAUCCUAACGUCAGGAUAAUAAACACAUCACUCUCCUAUGCCAUUCCACCAAUGAUGAAUCCAAUUAUUUAUGUGCUGAAUACUGAGGAGAUCAAGGAAUGCACAAAAAAACUUUUCAAAUUGAAAAAGGUUGCUGCAGUCAAAGAGCAGAGUCUGCUCUCUGUGAUUGGCCCAGAUUAA